This is a messenger RNA of Ogataea philodendri, 2709 nucleotides long. RefSeq lists its product as uncharacterized. The transcript has a single exon. Gene Ontology annotation, molecular function: protein binding. Bases 1 to 2709 code for a protein of 902 amino acids. The record is from RefSeq and is a predicted model, not a curated record. Gene Ontology annotation, cellular component: Pwp2p-containing subcomplex of 90S preribosome; small-subunit processome. Lineage: Eukaryota; Fungi; Ascomycota; Pichiomycetes; Pichiales; Pichiaceae. Gene Ontology annotation, biological process: rRNA processing.
AUGACAGUGGAGGAAUCUGUCAAGCGCCAGAAAGUCGGCGCUAGUGGGGCUGCGACAAAAGUCAGAAAGUCCAAGAUUUUCUCCCCGUUCCGGAUCAUCGGCCAUGUUUCCAACGGAGUGCCCUUUGCAGUGGGUACUUUGGGUCAGACGUUUUACAUCGCCACCGUUGUGGGUAGAUCGUUCCAAAUAUACGACGCGGCCACGCUUCAUCUGCUGUUCGUGUCUUCCAACCAGACAGAGUCGCCCAUUAGGUCGAUCACCGCCCAUUUCCACUACAUCUACUGCUCUUACGGGAACAAAAUAGGCAUUUUUAGAAGAGGCAAGCUCGAGAAGGAACUAGUGGCUCCAACGGCCGAUUCAAUCAACAAGGUGGAGAUUUUCGGUAACUAUUUGGUUGCCGUGACAAAUUCGUCCUUAUUUGUGUUUGAAAAGAAAGAUCAAAAGUACGCUACCGAGUACUACGGAGAAAUCAAGGUCAAUUCGUUAAACGGAGAGAUCGUCGAUAUUGUCCAUCCUCCAACGUACGUUAACAAGGUUGUUGUUGCCACAACGUCGCAUUUGCUGAUUUUCAACGUCAGAUCGUCCAAGUUGGUGUACAGCUCCGAGGAGUUCGUGGACGGAAUCACGUGCGUUGAGUGUGCUCCCGCACUGGACAUUUUGGCCGUUGGUAACGGUGUUGGCUCGUUUUCGAUCUAUAAUCUCAAGAAGGGGAAAGUGCUCAAAUCCGUGAACACGGGAUCGAACUCCAAAAUCACCUCAUUGUCCUUCAGAACAGACGGUUCGCCCCAUAUCGCAAGCUCCAUGGUCAACGGAGACCUGUUCUUCUACGACCUGGAAAAGAAAGCUAGGGUCCACGUUCUCAGAAACGCACACAAACAGGUCUGUGGUGGAGUGUCGAAGGUGCAGUUCCUUAAUGGCCAGCCGAUCCUGGUCACUACGGGAGCAGACAACAGUCUGAAGGAGUACGUUUUUGAUCCUGCUCUUUCGUCCAACUCCAGCGUUGUUUCUCCGCCAAGACACCUCCGGUCUCGUGGAGGCCACUCGGCACCACCUAGUUGCAUCAGCUUCGCAGACUCCAAGUCGCACUUUCUGCAAUCUGCCUCGCAAGACCGCUCGUUCUGGACGUUUUCCUUACGUAAGGACGCACAAUCCCAGGAAAUGUCCCAGAGACAGUCGGCCGUGAAGGACAACAAGCGCCAGGCGGGGAUUUCGUCCGGGUUCAAAGACAAGUUCCCGCCAAUCACCAUGAUUGCCCAAGAGAAUGCCAGAGAAGGCGAAUGGGCCAACAUCGUCACUGCUCACCAGGACGAGACGUUUGCUCGAACAUGGGACUCCAGAAACAAAAAGGUCGGCAAGCACACCUUCGACACCAUCGAUGGAGGAAUCGUCAAGGCCGUCAGCAUCACUCAAUGUGGAAAUUUCGCGCUGGUCGGUUCCAGUUUGGGAGGAAUAGGAGUCUACAACUUGCAGAGUGGAAAGAUUCGUAAAAAUUACAAGCUGCACAAAAAAACCGUCACCGGAGUUGCUGUGGACGGAAUGAACAGAAAGAUGGUUUCGUGCGGACUGGACGGUCUAGUCGGAUUCUAUGAUUUCAGUCAGUCGCGGUACCUUGGAAAAUUGCAGCUCGACGCCCCAAUCACCCAGAUGGUGUACCACAGAGGAUCCGAUUUGGUUGCAUUUGCAUUGGACGACCUGUCGAUCGUUGUUGUGGACACUGCCGCCCAGAAAAUCGUCAGACAGCUGUUUGGACACUCGAACCGUAUCACUGCUAUGGACUUCUCGCCAGACGGCAGGUGGAUUGUCUCUGCUUCGCUCGACUCCACCAUCAGAACGUGGGAUCUGCCUACCGGUGGCUGUAUUGACGGAAUCAUGGUCCCUAACACGGUGACCAGCUUGAAGAUGUCUCCAUUGGGUGAUUACCUUGCAACGACCCAUGUCAACGGUGUGGGAAUUUCCUUGUGGACCAACCGGUCGCAGUUCAGACCAAUCUCCACCAAACAUAUCGAGGAAACCGAGUUUGCAACCAUGAUGCUGCCAAAUGUCAGUGGAGAGAACGGAGCCAGUGUUCUGGAUGGAGCCUUUGUCGAGGAAGAGGAGGCUGCCACCGGUACGUACGUUUCUGUUGCUCAGAUCGACAAGGAGCUCGUGACGCUCUCGUUGCAACCACGCUCGAAAUUUAAUACCAUCAUGCAUCUGGACACCAUCAAGAUGAGAAACAAGCCUACCGAGGCUCCUAAAAAGCCAGAGGCCGCUCCGUUCUUCUUGCAACAACCUGCAGAGGAGUCCAAGACAGAGGAGUCCAGAUUGAUGAAAUUGGACUCGGCCGUCUCGUUUGAGUCAGAGUUCACAAAGCUUCUGAGAGAAGGAGAAGAUGCAGGAUAUGACCAGUUCGUGGACUAUCUGGUGGCCAUGAGUCCUGCCAACUUGGACCUGGAACUGAGAACGCUCCAAACCACCGAACCAUACACGGAGCUCAAGAGAUUCAUCAAAGCUAUCAGCCAUGGUAUCAAGCAAAACACAAACUAUGAAUUAUUGGUUGCAAUUAUCUCUGUGUUCAUGAAGAUACACGCGGACGUGCUGUACAACCUUGAGGGCGAGGUUGCUGAUGUCUUGAACGAAUGGGACGAGCUUGCCUCGACAACCAACAAUAAGAUGGACGAUAUGACCAAAUACUGUUCUGCGGUCAUCAAUUUCAUAACGACAAUAUAA